Hyalella azteca is the source of this 2922-nucleotide messenger RNA. RefSeq lists its product as uncharacterized. Gene Ontology annotation, molecular function: hexosyltransferase activity. NCBI's taxonomy places the organism in Eukaryota, Metazoa, Arthropoda, Malacostraca, Amphipoda, Hyalellidae. Gene Ontology annotation, biological process: glycosphingolipid biosynthetic process. The record is from RefSeq and is a predicted model, not a curated record. The transcript is spliced from 9 exons. Bases 425 to 1051 code for a protein of 208 amino acids.
GGUGCUCAGUUGUAUUCGCACGUAUUGGAAGGAAUCAUCCAUCUUGCCGGUCUUGCACUGCAGCGACAUCGGCCCGCACUGCACAACACGACAUCAAACCCAACAAAGUCUCCCGCCCAAUGGCCUCGCUGCUGUCGCACCGCCUGAAGCUUCUGACGCUGGCGGGGCUGGCGGUGCUGACGUCGGCCGCGUACUACGCCGUUACUGCAAAGUAAAUCCACAAGCAACCGUGUGGUUCUUGGUGACGGCUCAGUCCUUAGAACCCUCGACGCUGGCAGCCUUGAAGGCACUUCAGGCCGCCUACCAGAACUUGUGGGUGGCUCAUGUGAACCUCACCUCGCUUUUUAAGGAUACUCCGCUGCUAGAACUUUACCACUCCAAAAAGUUCAAUAACACUUCGCACAAAAUCCACAACCUGAGCGACAUGAGCCGCGUGGCGCUGGUGUACAAGUUCGGAGGUCUGUACUCGGACAUGGACGUCAUCGCCCUGCGCCCUCUGGUGGGCGCCACCAACUUCAUCGCGCUGGAGUACGACGAGAGCGGCAACUUGAACCACGCCAUUCACCGCAUGCGGCGCCACCACCCCAUGUUGCUGAGGGUCAUGAAGCAUGUUGCUGCCAACUAUAAUGGCAAAGCUUGGGCCGCCAACGGGCCCACGGCCAUGUCUGACGUGGCGCGACUGCUGGGAUGCGAUCUAAAACCCGUUGGCUUAGAUCGCCUCGUGAACGCUACUCACAACCGAACAUCUCAACCAAUUCAACCCUGUAAUGCAACCAACCCCUGUUCCAACCAGACGGAGGAAUGCGACUGGGUGGCACUUCGGUCCAAUGCCUUCAUGGCCGUGCACUACGACGUGGCAUAUAAACUUUUUCUUGGCCCUGAAAAGAAUGAAACUUCUCCACCCAUACAAACUCUGUACCCGGACAGUCUGGGCCUGCAUUUCUUCAACUACAUGACGCGAGACAAGGAAGUACAGUCAGGCAGCCACAUGCACAGGCUCGCCUCUGAAUUCUGUCCAGUCGUCGUCAAGAAGCAUCCGCUACUCACAUGAACUCUUCCACUCGUUCCUAGCCGCGCUGGCAAAGCUAUUCCUAUGAAUGAAUGUGUACGUCAGUGAAAGCCAUUCCUAUGUAUAGGUGCACAUGUCAGUGUCAGUACGAAAAACAUGAAAUUUCGAUUGAAUGGAGGAACGCAAACAAUUACAAAAACCAUACCAGAUUAGAACUGCACCGCAGAUUAAUGUUUUCUGGGAGCGUAAGAAGCAAAGAGAUAACAUAUGUUAGCUUGGAAUAAAUUCGACCGUGCAUUUAUGAAACUGCAAUUUUGUUCCCGUUAGUAUGAAGAAUUCCUUAUCUCACUAUACGAAAAGUAUAAUCCUAUUUAAAUCGCUAUAUAAGGUUUGUUACAGGUACAGGUUGCUUGAGUGGCACAGGUUACCUACCGGUUAUUCCAAUGGUACUGGUUACACUCAUGAAAACUGUUGCUCGCUGGUUACUGGUUGAUUUCGUCGAACGGGUUGCUCGCUACCAUGUCACUGGCCACUUACCCGGCCCAGGCUCUCAUGGUAUCAUGGUCACCCUUGGCAUGCUAGUACUCUACGAAUCUGUUCCCUUCAAAAUUUCCUCGAAACCCUAACGCUAGAAAUGACAAAGUGUAGAUCUUUACAUACUGGACUGGUCAUUCUAAUAUAUUGAGAAUCUCAACGAGUAUUUACGAUAUUUUCUAUAAAAAUGAAUCUACUCUAAUAAUGUUUUCAUUUAUUAUAUCUCAACGUCUAUUGCAACACGAAUGCGGAAGUGUUCCAAAUUACGAGUUAUAGUUCCCGCAAUGAAGCGGUAUAUAUUGUAAGGGUCUAAAUUUAAGUUCUAGAAGGCACUGAAUGGUAUGCGACAACAGUAGGAAUUGACCGCGGCCUGUCAGUUGGAAGCCAGUAAUCAUACAGUGAGCAACCCAUGUAACGGCAUUGUCAACUCGUUGUAGCGCACUAUAGUGACUUUAGCAUAGCUGGCAACCACUGCCUUUAUCGGUGAGUUGCGCCAAAAAAUUAUUCUUCGAAUAUAGUAUUGAAUCAAAUGAUUGGUUAUAAUAUGGCAUAAAUUAGAAAUCAAUUCAUCAGCUGUGAUUGUCAUUGCGUAUUUGCCGUACAAACUGGUCAGUCUUGAAAUAUAAUUUGUUUCACGUGUAGGGUUGCGGAGCUGCAUGGAUUCAGUGAGAGCUUCUGGAGGGCGGGCCGUAGACCAGAUUAAAUAUUAAAGGUCGAGAUUUAAGAUCCCGUCUGGGAGCUCUCGGAUCAAGAGGGAGUCCUGAUCUCUUGUCAAGCCGCUACCAGUAUUGGGCAUCCAUUAUGCCAAGUGUAUAGAUUUAGUGUUUCUUUGAUUACGUUCCUUUGUAUUAAUGUAUUAACUAUUCCAUUUAGUCUUGCUUAAAUAAAAUGUUAAUGGUUAACAGGAGCGCUUCAAGGAAGGUACCUGACACGAGUGAGAAACAAACCCGAGCAAGCAACAAGCUUUUUAUUACAUAUACAUUAUCCCUCUGACCUGGUCAGGCGGGGUAUAGGGUUCACGUCGCAAUUUUUCCUUGCCUUCUUGUUUGCCAUCUUCCAGCUGAACUCCUGACAGAAAUGAGUAAUACGCUCUGUUAUUUUGAAACAAAAUUCAUUUUAAAAAUUUUUUACAGCAAGUCUUAUAUUGUUUUCGGAAUUUCUUAAGCUAAAGGCAAUCAUUGACAAGACUUCCCUCAUCAGGUCGUACUUACGUUGUCAAGGGUACUUCCCAAUGGCAUUCACUUCAUCACACUAAUAUGCGAAAAUUUAACAUCUUAUCCAAGUUAACUUGGUAAUAAAAGCAAUUUCAUCCAGCAUAUUUAAUCAAUUAGGAUCUUUUAGCAUUUUAGGGAGGCGUAUAUUCAAGGGUUGGAAUAAGU